ACCAGGAGCAACUUAGCUGCCAUCUAGCCCUCCUGACAUCCAAGAACCAGCUCACGGCUUCAGGAUGCUGAGCCUGAGGCUGCCCAGGCUGUUCCGGGUCGACCAGAUACCCCAGGUGUUCCGUGAACAAGGUAUCCUGUUUGGCUACCGGCAUCCGCAGAGCUCUGCCACUGCAUGCAUUCUCAGCCUCUUCCAAAUGACCAAUGAGACCCUCAACAUCUGGACCCACUUGCUGCCUUUCUGGUUCUUCACGUGGAGGUUUGUGACCAAGUUCUAUGGGACCAACAUCCAGAACGACAGCUACUCCUGGCCUCUGCUCGUGUACAUGGGCACCAGUUGUGUGUACCCCUUUGCUUCCAGCUGUGCACACACCUUUAGCUCCAUGUCCCAGAAGGCCCGCCACAUCUGCUACUUCCUGGACUAUGGCGCUGUCAACCUCUUCAGCCUGGGCUCAGCCAUCGCCUACUUGGCCUACGUGUUCCCCGACACGCUCAUGCACACGCUGUUCCAUGACUGCUACUUGAGCUUGGCUGUGCUCAACACCCUCUUCAGCACUGGCCUCGCCUGCUACUCCAGGUUCCUUGAAAUGCAGAGGUCCAGGUUGUAUAAGGUGCUGCGUGUCCUUGCCUUUGCCUACCCCUACAUCUGCAUCUCCCUGCCUGUCCUCUACAGGCUCUUCCUCCUCCCAGGAGACAGUGCCUUAAGGGAAGCCACCUUGUACCACCAAAAGCACAUCGCCAUGACCCUCCUGGCCUCUUUCUUCUACUCCGCACACGUGCCUGAACGCCUGGCUCCUGGACGCUUCGACUACAUUGGGCACAGUCACCAGCUGUUCCAUGUGUGUGUGGUCAUGGCCACACACCUGCAGAUGGAAGCCAUCAUUCUGGACAAGAGUCUCAGGAAGGAUUGGCUCCUGACCACCUCCAAGCCUCUGUCUUUGGCUCAGAUAUCUGGAGCCAUACUUGUGAGCCUCCUCUUCAGCCUUAUCAACAUAAUCUAUUUCUCUGCUGCUCUCUAUCGAGUUUCGGAGCAUGAAGGACAUAAAAAAGAAACAUGA
Molecule: messenger RNA, 1057 nt
Organism: Suncus etruscus (white-toothed pygmy shrew)
Lineage: Eukaryota; Metazoa; Chordata; Mammalia; Eulipotyphla; Soricidae
Gene: PAQR5
Product: progestin and adipoQ receptor family member 5
Exons: 7
Coding region: 65-1057 (330 amino acids)
Cellular component (GO): membrane
Molecular function (GO): signaling receptor activity
Source: RefSeq, a predicted model, not a curated record